UGAUCAUUAAUUCUGAUAAUUUUCAGUUAAAUAACAGUUAUUUUUACGCUGCUAAAGGGAAUUUGUAUGAUCGCAGUUACAAUAUGGCAGAACUUAAAGUUGAAGACGAUGAUGCUAAAAAUGGAAAUUCGUUUGAAGCAAUUGACACUUUGGUGCAUGAAUGUUUACAUCAAAAGUUAACAGAAGGAGUGGAAGUUGCCAGAACACCACGAGGCAUAAAGCUAGAUAGUUGUAAACGUGCACGGGAUCGUGCUAACAGACGACAGCAGAAAGGUCGGACAAUUACGAUAGAAAUGAAUUGUACUAAAAGACACGUUACAUUUGUAUGGGCUCUGUUAGAAUGUCUACUGUUCACUGGAUUAAUAUUCGGAUGGCCGUGGUUUUUGUCAACAUUACGUCGAAAUAAAUACUUUUUAGAUCUUUGUAACGUUACAUUACCCGACGAUGACGUACACAAAUUUCAUGAUGGAGAAGGGGAAAAUUCAUUAUUGAAACCUGGUGGAAUUCCAGAUUUCGACGGACAGAACGCUAAACCACGGAAAUGUCGUCGUCGUACCACGACAGUAGCAACAACCGAAAUUCCUGGUUCAAACUACGAUUCAAUGUUGAAUUAUACAUAUUUUUGUGAUGAACAAGAAGAGAAACUUGAACUGAUUCAUGCUGUCGUGUUUCUUGUGAGAAACGCAUUAGUUUUUCCAGUUGGAAUUUUCCUAGAUAUGUAUGGAACAACAAGAACUCGGCUUCUCACCAUAUUGAUUUUCAUCGUUGGGACACUUAUGAUGACAUUUUCAAAUGCAUCAUUUCCAUGGUUGAUAGUCCCUGCGUUUAGUAUGUUUUCUAUCGCUGGGUGUAUCAUCAUGCUGACAAAUCUGCAGACAUCCAAUUUGUUUGGUGAUAGACGGUAUACGGUCAUGUCAUCUUUAAUUGGUGCCUAUCAAGCAAGUGCCAUAGUGUUUUUAUGUAUAAAGUCAAUGAACGACAUACAGACAUCGUUUAUGUUUAUGACAAUGGGAGUAGUUCCAAUUUUAGUUUCCACAAUAGCCUUUCUUCCGAAAACAAAGGUUCCAUGGCCACUUCCUGCGGAUUACGGAGAUGGCAGAUCUGUAGCAGGAGGGAGUUCUACACGACAUCGACAGUCUACUUCAGAAGAUGGACGUAAAUGCUGCCUUAACUUGAUAACAUUUAAAUCGUCUGCGCUAUCGUCACUUUUUAUUUGGUCCGUGAUAUGGUAUGGUAUAUAUCAGCUCAGAGCCUUCACAUAUGAUAGUAAUUUAAGACUAAUGCUGAUAUCAUACGGAACACCACGGGAUGAAGUGUAUAAAUACAGUGAAUUAUUUGCAGCAGUACAAACAAUUUCCUUACCAGCGGGUCCUUUAAUUGGACUUUUGGUUGAUUGGAAACGUAGUAAUUCAUUUGCAGGAAAUCCGUUAAUUCUUCAGAUGAAAAAUGUACAGUUUAUAACAUUUGUGACAUUUGGAAUAGCUUUAGUGAAUAAUAUUUUAACAACUAUUCCUUCUAUUCAGUUACAAGUAGCGGGUUUUAUUUUACAAGCUAUAGAGAGAGUAGCAGUUAUGACAUCUAUUUGCGCUUUUUUAACACAUUUACAUUUUCCAGCUGAACAUUUUGGAAAAUUGAUUGGCCUUCAUUUUCUAUCUUCAAGUAUACUGUGUCUUCUCAGAUUUCCAUUCCAAACAUUCAUCAACACAUCAUUAAAAGGUGAUCCAUUUUAUAUCAACUUAUUAUUACUGGUGUUAUUGAUUUUAUCGUGUGGUCAUCCAUUUUUGAUAUGGUACCAUUGUAGAAUUGGACUAAUUAACAACAGUUCUUUGUCAAAUAGCAGUAAUGGUAGAGAACAGUUAGUUGUCACGAUUGAAGAUGAAAAUGAUAAUAAUCGUCGUAGUAUGAUUAGAUCUUAACAAACAUAUUCAUUAGAAAGAAUGGAAGGACUGGAGAAAACUUCUUUUACAUUUACAACAUUUAUUUGUAUGAAAAACCAUUGUUUCAGGCCGACAUGAUCAUUCGGGUAUAUUUUCUGCAGUCAGAGUAUAUCGAUGUGGUGAUUUCAAUGGUUGACUACAAAGAAGCUUUAUGACAUAAAACUGUAAUUUAACAUUUUUGUUUCUAUAAGAAGAUAAAAAUACAAAUAAUGGUAUUGAAUAUUGAAAUCAUAUCCACUCCCUAUUGACAAUGUCUGAAUGAAGCCAAACAACGAUAUGUAUUUUACAUUUUGUGCAAAUGUAUGUCUUCAGUUUCGUUUUAUUUAGUUUAAUGUAAAUGAAUAAAUAAAUAAAUACAAAUAUUGAAUAACAAGUGACAACUUCUUUCUAUGCUU
Messenger RNA from Mytilus californianus (California mussel), 2332 nucleotides. Its product is annotated as equilibrative nucleobase transporter 1-like. NCBI's taxonomy places the organism in Eukaryota, Metazoa, Mollusca, Bivalvia, Mytilida, Mytilidae. The transcript has 10 exons. Bases 84 to 1916 code for a protein of 610 amino acids. Gene Ontology annotation, molecular function: transmembrane transporter activity. The record is from RefSeq and is a predicted model, not a curated record. Gene Ontology annotation, biological process: transmembrane transport.